CCUUGCCGACUUCCACCAAAUUUGAACCCAAGCAAACGUAACGACCCCCCGACCGACACCUCCCUCGACCACAUCCUGUCCUCUGCCCUUCCGACAGGCGCUUCCCCUCCUUUCGAUAUACCAACUGCGCUUGCCGGCGCUCACCACUUCUCCUUGCGCUCCACCUAGAAGCCUUUGCGAUGGCUUCCCCUCCAUACUCGUACUCUCCAACCGCACACUCACCACCGUAUCCGUCACCCGCGCAGCUCCCCAUGUCGAACAAGAAGAGAGCAUCAGAUGGCGCCCCUCCAGGGUCUGCGAAGCGCCGAAAGGCCUCGACACUCUCCGUCACCUCCGCCGCUGCCCACCCCCUUCGUCAGACUUCUUUCCCACCCGAAGCCGGCUCACCAUUCCCACGUUCACCCUCGGCCGACAACGCUAGUGUAGUCAGCGGCAGUCAAGUCAGUGCGCCUCCUAAGAAGAAGCGCGGCCGGAAGCCCAAGAACCAGACCAACGUUGAGACCAGAGAACAAACGCCCUCUCUUGUAGGCGGACGCGCACCCACAACUGUCAGCGGCGCAGGCGCUGGAGGCGACGCACAAGAGGAAGGCGCCAAUGAUGACGACGACGAUAACGAUAUGCGCAUGGCGCUGGUGGAUUCUACAGUCAGGACGCAGGAGCAGAAGCAAGAGGAGAUAAGACUCCGUGCCAUGCUCGUGGAGUCCUUUGACCCAGAACAGUACGAUCGCUACGAACUCUGGCGUGCCGCCAAACUCACAGAGUCCGUAGUCAAGAGGGUCGUCAAUGCGACAGUCUCGCAAUCCGUCCCACCGAACGUUGCUCUCGCCGUCAAGUCAGUAUCGAAGCUUUUCAUAGGCGAGCUCAUCGAGAGAGCUCGAGAUGUGCAAGGGGAGUGGAUCAAAGGUACUGGCGAAAAGCAGGCAGACGUACCCACGCCGCCGCCCAAAGACGACGCGACGCAGGCAGAAGACAGAAGAGGCCCCUUGCGACCAGACCAUCUCCGCGAGGCGUGGCGACGUUACAAGCUAUCGGGAGAUGGAGGCUGGGUGGGAAUUCAAGGCUUGUGGCACGAGCAGCAGAGCAGUGGCGUGGAGAGAUUUCCUGUCCGAACUGGUGGACGACGAGUUUUCCGGUAAUGCCGUGGCAGAGAUUCCAUUGUUGUGACAUGAGGGGAUGGCGGGGGCGCGGAAGGCAACGGAGAAGCUUGGGAGCUUACUUACAUGAUACCCGGUCUAACAAAUAGUUAGCCUUAACAUCGACGGCUCAGCGCUGUCAUAAUGAACACAGUAUUAU
Messenger RNA from Colletotrichum scovillei, 1293 nucleotides. RefSeq lists its product as uncharacterized. The transcript has 2 exons. NCBI's taxonomy places the organism in Eukaryota, Fungi, Ascomycota, Sordariomycetes, Glomerellales, Glomerellaceae. The record is from RefSeq and is a predicted model, not a curated record. Bases 180 to 1136 code for a protein of 318 amino acids. Gene Ontology annotation, molecular function: protein heterodimerization activity; transcription coactivator activity. Gene Ontology annotation, cellular component: transcription factor TFIID complex; nucleus. Gene Ontology annotation, biological process: transcription initiation at RNA polymerase II promoter; RNA polymerase II preinitiation complex assembly.